CCAUCGCUCCUCCCCGCUUCAAAAGGAAGGAAAGGGCGAGCCCCAGCCCGACGUGGGGUGCGAGCGCAGCUGAGGUGCUUGAGCCACCAGCCCUUUGAAAGCCUCCUGUUGCAGACCUCUGCAAAAGACAGACCAACUCAUCACAGCAGUGAGCGGCCAGCAGUCCCUGUGCUGCCAGGAUGGAGAGUCGGCAGCACACCAAGGAGCCCGAGAUCGAGCUUUUUGUGAAGGCUGGUCUGGAUGGAGAAAACAUUGGAAACUGCCCCUUCUGCCAGCGCCUCUUCAUGGUGCUGUGGCUCAAAGGGGUCAAGUUCAACGUCACCACGGUGGACAUGACCAGGAAACCUGAAGAGUUGAAAGAUUUAGCGCCGGGCACCAACCCACCUUUCCUGCUGUUCAACAAGGAACUGAAAACAGACUUCAUUAAGAUCGAGGAGUUCCUGGAGCAGACCCUGGGCCCACCCACGUAUCCGCAUUUAAGCCCCAAGUACAAGGAGUCCUUUGACGUGGGGAGUGACAUCUUUGCCAAGUUCUCAGCGUACAUCAAGAACCCACGCAAGGAAGCAAAUAUCAAUUUUGAGAAAGCCCUGCUGCGGGAGUUCCAGCGGCUGGAUGUCUACCUAAACACCCCUCUCCCAGAGGAGAUCGACCAGGACAGUGUUGAAGACAUCACUGUCUCCAAGAGGAAAUUCUUGGAUGGAGACCACUUGACGCUGGCUGAUUGCAACCUCCUGCCCAAGCUGCACAUCAUCAAGAUCGCAGCCAAAAAGUACCGUGACUUUGAGAUCCCAGCAGACAUGACAGGUGUCUGGCGCUACCUCAACAACGCUUAUGCCUGUGAUGAGUUCAGCCACACGUGUCCUGCGGAUGAGGAGAUAGAGCACACCUACGCCAGUGUUGCCAGGAAGAUGACCUAAUCCUGCUGCAGGGGGCACCGGCAGCGCUGCCCCAGGCGGAGCCCUCCACCUCCACAGUCCUGACACAACCCAGCCCCGGCCAAGGGAGGGACUGGAGGGGUUUAUGGCAUCGCUACCCACCGCCUUUCAGAAAUAGCGCCUUGCUUCGCAGCUGCCCUCCUCCUCCUCCGCUGGCUGCAGCCCCUGUGCAUCACCUGUACAGACCAGCCCCUGCACGGCUGCGGCGACAACUGCAGCCCUCGACCCUGAAAAUGGGUCUCAUGUCCUGCGACCCUGUGCCAAGGGAAAAGCUGAGCAUUAGCCUUCCCCAGCAGUGCUUUGGUGGAAGAGAUGAGACUACCAGCCACGCCUCCGCUGCUGCAGCUGCUUUGCUCUGUCAGCCCCGGUUGGUCCCAGCCACCCCGUAUGCUUGGGAAGAGGUGUCCUGGUGGCCCAGUGCAGCACCUAGGCUGGAGCUGUUUGAAUCCACCUGGUUGCCCUUCUGCACAGCACCCUGAAUUUGUGCAAGUCCCCUCUUCCACCAAGGCAUCCCGGCUCCAUCUGAAGACCUUGAAAGGCUCUGCUCCCCGUGGUUUAUUGCAGUGGCAGAUUCUCUCACUGCUAGAGAGCUGUGACUCCCCAGCAGGACGCGGGGCAGGAUGGUGCUGGAGGUGACACCUGGUGCAAAAGUGCCAGGACCUGCUGUGGGAAGGGCAAAGGGGUGUGGGGACUUGCAAAAGGUUGAGGAUCAGGGCAUCCCUCCCAUGUAUGCCAGCACCCGGGGCCUCGUGCUGCUGCCUGCAAGGUCCCGCCUUGCUUCUAUGAGGCGAGCAACCUCUCCCUGUCUUGCAGGAUGCUGCAAGAGAUGCAGCCAUGUGCAGCUCCAGCUCCAGCGCUUCCCUCCCUGGUGCCCACCAAGUGCCUGAUUGGGAGACAAAGGCACGGGGGAGGGUUUACACACCCCAGUACCGGAAAGCCCAGAAGAGCAAGCAAAAGCUGCUUUUCGAAGUUCUGUGUGCAUAGGAGAUAGGAAGGCAGGUCUGGUGCUUCCUGGCUCGGCGUUGUGCCUUCCCAUCCAGCGUCACUGAUGUGAGAGGAGUCAAAGCCGCUCUGUGUAACCAUGACAUCCCAUUUAAUACCUCCAGCUCCCCCAAGGGCUCCUGCCAGUGCCUGUGAAUUCCGCCAGCCCCUCGGCAAAGCAAUACUGUACGGUGAGCGUGGUGGGGACGGCAGAACCCCUCCAGCCCUCACUGCCACUUCCCUCUUUGCACUAAAAGGUGUGUCCUCGCAAGCACUGGGUUGGGGGGACUGGGUUUGUUAUUAAUAGGUUUUGUUUUGUUUUCUUUGGAUUUUUUUUUUUUUAACUAAGAACAGCAAUAAACUCUAUUUUA
Molecule: messenger RNA, 2287 nt
Organism: Cuculus canorus (common cuckoo)
Lineage: Eukaryota; Metazoa; Chordata; Aves; Cuculiformes; Cuculidae
Product: chloride intracellular channel protein 2
Exons: 6
Coding region: 180-917 (245 amino acids)
Biological process (GO): chloride transmembrane transport; negative regulation of ryanodine-sensitive calcium-release channel activity
Molecular function (GO): chloride channel activity
Source: RefSeq, a predicted model, not a curated record